Cuculus canorus (common cuckoo) is the source of this 2173-nucleotide messenger RNA. RefSeq names its product zinc and ring finger 1 (gene ZNRF1). The record is from RefSeq and is a predicted model, not a curated record. The transcript is spliced from 5 exons. Lineage: Eukaryota; Metazoa; Chordata; Aves; Cuculiformes; Cuculidae. The coding region runs from base 256 to 963 and encodes 235 amino acids.
CUCUCUCUCCCCCGUCUCCAUCCCGUUCUCCCCCGCCUUCAUCCCAGUCCCCUCUUCAUCCUCUUACCCCCCCAUCCCGGUCCCCUCCCCCUCUCUCUCCCCGCCGCUCCGUUCCCGGUGCCCGGUUGGCAGCCCGGGGCGGGGAUGGCCUCGCUGCCGUAGCCCCCCCCGCGCCCCCCCGCUUCCUUCCGCCGCCUCCCCCGCUCCCCGCGGCGCCGGGGGGGCUGCGGCUCGGCUCCCUCCGGCGGCGCCCGCAUGGGGGGCAAGCAGAGCACGGCGGCCCGGGCGAGGGGCCCCUUCCCGGGGGUGUCGACGGAUGACAGCGCUGUGCCGCCGCCGGGAGGAGGAGGCGGAGGCGGCGGCGGUGGCGGCGGCGGGGGGCCGCCCCCCUUCGGCCAUUACCGGGCGGGCGGCGGGGCCAUGGGGCUGCGCAGCCGCUCGGUCAGCUCGGUGGCCGGGAUGGGCAUGGACCCCUCGGCCGCCCCGUUCGGGCUCUACGCGGCCAGGGCGGCGGGGGAGGCCGAGAGAGCCCCGGGCGGCGGCGGGGGCCAGGGCUCCGACUCCACGUACGCCCAUGGCAACGGUUACCAGGAGACGGGAGGCGGUCACCAUAGAGACGGGAUGCUGUACCUGGGCGCCAGGGCCUCGCUGGCCGAUGCGCUGCCCCUGCACAUCGCACCGCGCUGGUUCAGCUCGCACAGCGGUUUCAAGUGCCCCAUUUGCUCCAAAUCCGUGGCUUCUGAUGAGAUGGAAAUGCACUUUAUCAUGUGUCUGAGCAAACCUCGCCUCUCCUACAACGAUGACGUACUGACCAAGGACGCCGGUGAGUGCGUAAUCUGCCUGGAGGAGCUGCUGCAGGGGGACACGAUAGCCAGGCUGCCCUGCCUCUGCAUUUAUCACAAAAGCUGUAUAGACUCAUGGUUUGAAGUGAACAGAUCUUGCCCAGAGCAUCCUUCUGAUUGACCCGCCGGGCGUGCUUGCUGACUUCUCUCUAAGGGCACCUUGCUAUACCUGCUGUACCUCCUCUCCCCGUCCCCCCUGCCCCACCUGGAGUUUCGGGCUGACUUUAAAUUCCUCAAGAAGACAAAAAUAAAACCCAGAAACUUGAAUCCACUUGGGACAACAGCGGAUUUUUUUCUUUUAUUUUAUUAUUUUUAUUUGUUUUGGUUUUGGGGUUGUUUUUUUUGUUUGUUUGUUUGUUUUUUAAUUUAAAAGUUUUAAACAAAAAGAAACAUCCAGAAGACAGUGUGAGAAAAGCGGAGCGACCCACUCUCCCCUCCACAGCCGCUGGUCACCAGGAGAUCUCUGCCUGCCAGGGAGGCCCCAGGGACAGCCUUGGCCGAAACCCUGCCAUGAUGUUUGGCUUUUCUCCCCAAAACGAAGGGGAGUGCUGCCGGGGGACAGCCGGCCAAACGGAGCACGUGGCAUUUCUCACCGGCAACCCCCCCACCUCCCACCCGGACUUGCCCGGGGGCUCUGCUCGGUUUUUUUGCACUGACUAAAUAGGAAUUUUCUCCUCUUUCCCAUCUCCCUUUUGGAGAUCUCCACCCCGUCCCGGCAGUGUGAGACAAGGACUCUGCCCCAUGCCAGGAGCGGGGCCAUGCUCCCCCCUGCUGAGCCACAGGAGUCCGUCUUUCAAGUGUUUACAACGAGAAAAAAAGAGAAAAAGAGGAAAAAAAGAAAAAAAAAGAGAAAACCGACAAAAAAAAAAAAAAAAAAACAACAAAAAACAAACCACAACUGAAGCUUCGUGUUGACUGGCGUGUUCUUCGAUUUGAGCUUCCCUGCCCCAGUGAUGUUUACAGACUGGUCACUCUUUAACUCAGCUAUAACCACUCAGAGACUGGAGAGCCGCAGCAUCCCCGCCGCCCCUCCUGGGCUCCUCUUGCCAAAACUGCCCACCCUCUUUCUUUCCAUCGCCUUUGAGUCGAACCUUUCAAGGAGGGCACGGGGUGAGGCCCCCAAUGGCCACCCCGGCUGCCCCUGGCCAUGGGGGUGGCUUUGCCGGAGGUGCCAAGCUAUGCCCUCCCCGCCCAUCCCUGUCCCUUCCCGGUGCGGCGGGCGCAUUUUCAUUGGUGAGACCUCCCCUGCCGGUGGCCGUGCCCCUGCGGGAAACCUUUCUGUAUUUAUAUAUUAAAGAAAAAAACAGGGGAAAAAAACUAAGAGUUCAGAG